CUGAACUUCCCCAAAGUCUUAUUUUUGGGGUCAGCGGCUGUCGGCUCUCAAGCUGCAGUUCCUUCUGAGGAGACUUUUCACACUGUGAGACAGCUGUGUCCCAGUGGUAAAGAGAGACAGAAUAAAAAAAAUUGAAAGGAGGACACAAUGAUUGAUACCUGAAGACAAGUUCUGGGGGGAAAAAAUCACUUUGAAGGAAGAGAAAAACAAUGGGGAAUGCUAUCAAAAUACUGAAAACGACACCUGAAGUGAAGAAUACACCUUGGCAAUCAGGCCAGAGAAGUGACUUUCUUGCUGUACUCUAUGACUAUCCCACGCCGGAUGUAAGCCAGCCUAUAUUUCAAGUUGGGGAGAAACUACGUGUGAUAUCAGACGAGGGUGUCUGGUGGAAAGCUUGUUCCCUGACUACGGGAAAAGAAAAUUAUAUUCCGGAAAAUUAUGUUGCCAGAGUUUAUCAUGGCUGGUUAUUUGAAGGCAUCGGCAGAGAAAAAGCUGAAGAACUUCUCCUCCUUCCAAAUAACAAAAUUGGCUCUUUCAUGAUUAGAAAAAGCGAGACCACAAAUGGUUUUUAUUCGCUGUCAGUCCGGCACGCAAAUGUGAAACAUUACAGGAUAUUCCGCUUGCCAAACAAUUGGUAUUAUAUCUCCCCUCGGCAAACGUUUCAGUGUCUUGAGGACCUCGUAAACCACUAUUCUGAGGUGGCUGAUGGCCUGUGCUGUGUCCUCACAACUCCUUGCCUCACCCAACACACCACCAUCCAUGAAGUAAGGACUCAAGAGCCCCCCGUGGUGAUGCGCAACAAAACCUUCAGGUGGAAUCAUAUGCAAAGGUCGAGGGAGUGUGAUGAGGACAUUGCAGACAUGCUCCGAUUGGAAGACUCUGGACUCAGCUACGGUCUCCGAAACAGCAUCGCCUCUUACCUUGCCCUAACUAUGGACGACAAUUCUUCUUUUGUGAGAAAGAAAGCCAAAAAGACCCAGUCUAUGAUCUAUCAGAGCAACCGCCAAUCCCAGCCUGGUUUCCUGUAUCAUGAGGACUAAAUUGAGAAAACCCAACAUGGGAGUUACCAAGACGGAUGAGAAUUAGCACUUUGAGUAGAUGUUGCUGCACUCUUGGAAAUCUCAUCAACAUCCAUUCUAGAUAACGAAGAUCUCAUCGUCUCACAGAUGCCCUAAAUAUACCCAUAUUUAUAUUUAUUUAUACAGAGGGGAUGCCUUGUAAAAUAUUGGACUUUAUUCACGUAUGAUCCUUUGACAGAGCUGAAAACUAUGCACAUGUGUGUAUCUUUAUGUAUAUACAUCUCUCGUGAUAUUAAAAUAUUUUAAACA
Ahaetulla prasina is the source of this 1328-nucleotide messenger RNA. It is a transcript of the gene SLA, whose product is annotated as Src like adaptor. The transcript has 8 exons. NCBI's taxonomy places the organism in Eukaryota, Metazoa, Chordata, Lepidosauria, Squamata, Colubridae. The record is from RefSeq and is a predicted model, not a curated record. Gene Ontology annotation, molecular function: protein binding. The coding region runs from base 210 to 1040 and encodes 276 amino acids.